CCCCCAAAUGCCAAAACCCUAGUUCUAGCUCUCCACAGCUCCACUGUCAGCAAGGGCCGCCGCGGAUAUCUGUGCCUGAGGAAAGAAAUCAAAAUGUUUACAGCCAGGAGGAAAAUCCAAAAGGACAAAGAUGCAGAGCCUACAGAGUUUGAGGACUCUGUUGCUCAGUCAUUUUUUGACUUGGAGAAUACCAACCAAGAACUCAAAAGUGACUUGAAAGAUCUUUUCAUAAACUCAGCAGUUCAAAUUGAUGUUUCUGGAAACAGGAAGGCUGUUGUCAUUCAUGUUCCUUACAGACUAAGGAAAGCUUUCAGAAAAGUUCAUGUCAGGCUAGUUAGGGAGUUGGAGAAGAAAUUUAGUGGGAAGGAUGUGAUAUUGAUUUCUACUAGAAGGAUACUUAGACCCCCAAAGAAAGGCUCUGCCAUUGUCCGCCCACGGAGCCGUACACUCACUUCUGUUCAUGAUGCAAUGUUGGAGGAUGUUGUGUACCCUGCAGAAAUAGUUGGGAAGCGUAUUAGGUACCGGCUUGAUGGAUCCAAAAUUAUGAAGGUUUAUCUUGAUCCUAAAGAAAGGAACAACACGGAGUACAAGUUGGAGACCUUUGCUGGAGUUUAUAGGAAGCUAUCUGGCAAAGAUGUGGUGUUUGAAUACCCAAUAACUGAAUCAGCAUAAGGAAAUCUGGAGAGAGAUUUUAGUUAGUUUCCCUUCUUGAUUUCACAUCCAUGUUUGCAAUUUCUCUUUUUAAGUUUUGUCAUUAGUUUUUGAGAAGUUUUUCUGCUCAAGGAAAUUCAAGAAGUUUUCUAUUGUUUAUCCUUAGACGUGUAAUUCUUUUUUCCAAGUAGAAUAUCAUUUGAAUCUGAAAAUAUGCCUAUUAGAACUUGGUAUUGAUUGUUAUAUUUGUCCAGUUAAGUUUCUGAGUUUGGGACAAGGAAUAUUUAAUCA
Molecule: messenger RNA, 942 nt
Organism: Nelumbo nucifera (sacred lotus)
Lineage: Eukaryota; Viridiplantae; Streptophyta; Magnoliopsida; Proteales; Nelumbonaceae
Product: small ribosomal subunit protein eS7-like
Biological process (GO): rRNA processing; ribosomal small subunit biogenesis; translation
Cellular component (GO): 90S preribosome; ribosome; cytosolic small ribosomal subunit
Molecular function (GO): structural constituent of ribosome
Source: RefSeq, a predicted model, not a curated record